CAAACCUGCUGGAAGUCAGAGUCCAUGAUGCAGUUUUUCUGCUGGCAUGUGGGAGUGAAGAUGAGCCUGGGAUUUCUGUGCCUCUUUCUGGUUUUCAGUACUGCUUCAUGCAUAAGAAGAGAAAAGAGAGAGAAGCAAGUGGCAGUGCUGGCUACAGCAGAGCUGCCAGCAAAGUCCUUGGAUCUGGCUGCUAUUAACCUGACAGAGCUGGUGAAUAGUAUGCUGAGCACAGCCCUCAAAGGUACCAAAAAACUCUUCUCUUUGCUGAGUGUCACAUCUUACAGCUCCUUUGCCUUCCACAAAGUGUCAGUCACCAUUUAUAACAUUUCUAACGUGAAAAAUGUUGACCCUGGCAAGUUCCCUAUGCAUUACUGCUACUGUUUGAACAACGUGACAAAUGACUUGACAGAUUUUACAGCUUUACUUGUUGAUAUUGUCGGAAACUCCACCAGCUAUCUCACAGAGAUUUUCAAAUCCAGUUCUAUUCUCCCAGUGCGUCAGAGCAAUGAUUCUGAUUGUAUCUACAUCUGUGUGAUGACAGGACAGACAGGGAGAAAUUUGUCUGACUUUUGGGAAAUGCUGGAAAAGUCUCCUGUUGUUAAUUACACAUUUUCCAGCAAUGCAUCUUCUGACCUGGACCUAGAUUCGGUUUUUUCAAGCUUCGUGAAAUUGCAGGAAGACUCAAACAAAACACUGGCUGCAUCGACAGAACAUGUGUGGACUUCAAAAACUACCAGGAUCCCUCUUGUCCAGAAAAAGGAGGAAAUCCCCACCACGAGGUUCUCGGCAUGGCCAAAGACUGCUGGAGCAAAAGGAUCACUGCAUGUGGAUGAUUCCAGACCAGGAGGCACAGCCAUACCCCCUCCAACUGCUGGGAGGAGCUUAGCCCUGUUGCCAGCUCUGCAGCCCAGCACCACUGACAUGGACAUGUUUUGGAUGCAGACAAUGUCUCCUCAAGAAACCAGCAAAGUGAUGCAAACAGAGCCAGGUUUGUCUUCCUCAGUACUUCCUUUGCCACCACACAAGCCUGGUGUGUCACUAAAACUGUACUCAGCUACCCGGUGCCCACAGGCGAUCCUCAAAGAGUCCCGUGUGACCUCACCUCCUGUCACUCUUAUAGUUCAAAAGAUCAAUCCCUGUGUGAUGGAGUUGUGUAGGUUUUUUCAGCUAUGCCUCUGUGUUGGUCAGAGAAGAUAUUCCAGGAAGGAAGCUAUGAGGUACUGUGUUGAAUACUAUUCCUGGUUCUUGAAUAAUGCAAGUUAUGUCUGUGAAAGAGUCAAAAGACUUGCUUACUCUUACACAUUAAAACAAAAAUGCCUUAAAAAUAUCUGUGCGUCGCUCUAGAGCACUGAAGAAUUCUACUGCAAAUUGGAAGAUCUGUGGCAGUUUUAUU
Molecule: messenger RNA, 1393 nt
Organism: Dryobates pubescens (Downy woodpecker)
Lineage: Eukaryota; Metazoa; Chordata; Aves; Piciformes; Picidae
Gene: HHLA1
Product: HERV-H LTR-associating 1
Exons: 15
Coding region: 25-1344 (439 amino acids)
Source: RefSeq, a predicted model, not a curated record